GGUUCUUUCUAAAUAAUUUUGCUCCAUAAACAUUGUAUUUAAGAAAUUAUAUAUUAUUUUAUUUUAUUAUUAUUGCUGUAGUCCACAUGUCGCGUUGUUUUACACUAGUCACCACUCCUGUGACUAAUCAGCAAUGGCAUCUGCGUGAUACAACGUGCAUCGCAACGUUUAAUAUAAAUAUCUGCACAAAUGUAACCUACCGAAACAAACAUAGCCAAACGGAAAGUUUUAAAUAGCAGAGUGCCAAAAAAAAAAAAAAAAAAAAAAAAAAUCACCUAGCGGCCCGAAUCCCUAAUUUCAGCUCGACCCGUGCACUGAGCAUGCGCGCUGCAUCACCCAGUCUCCCGUUAGUUUCCUUGGUAACGAAAAAAGGGUGGAGGAAGGAAUGAGGUGCAUCGAGCUGCGAAUAGCAAGGCGAGAGACGGGGUGAAAGAAAGAGGGAGCGAGGAGCGAGGUACCUGAACACAUGAUCAUUCCCUAACGUCUGUUCAACUACUGCCUUAGCCUACUUAUACUUCAAUAGACUGUAAAACAGCGAGAGGCAGAAAAAGACGAAAAAUAAAACACAUCCUUCGACCGCUACAAAAACACGAAUCGACAUGUCAGAAAUUGUGCCCCCUGAAGUGAGACCUAAACCUGCUGUCCCAGCUAAGCCCUCUCAUGUGGUGCCACCAUCUAGUGUUCCCUUUGUGCCUUCACCCCAAGGAACAGGGGGUGAAGGUCAAGGGUCAGGUCGAGGAUCUGCAUUGCUUGGAUACAUCGGAAUAGACACCAUCAUUGAGCAGAUGCGGAAGAAGACGAUGAAGACAGGCUUUGACUUCAACAUCAUGGUGGUUGGUCAGAGUGGUCUUGGGAAGUCUACUUUAGUGAAUACUCUCUUUAAGUCACAGGUGAGCAGGAGGAGCACAGGCUGGAGUCGUGAUGAGAAGAUCCCAAAGACCGUUGAGAUUAAAUCUGUGUCUCAUGUGAUUGAGGAAGGAGGAGUGAAGAUGAAGUUAACAGUCGUUGACACACCAGGUUUUGGAGACCAAAUCAACAAUGAAAAUUGCUGGGAGCCCAUAUCCAAAUACAUCAAUGAACAAUAUGAGAAAUUUUUGAAGGAAGAAGUCAACAUUGCUCGCAAGAAACGCAUCCCUGAUACCAGAGUACACUGCUGCUUGUACUUCAUAUCUCCAACUGGACACUCGCUUCGCCAGUUGGAUAUUGAGUUCAUGAAACAUCUGAGUCGUGUGGUCAACAUCAUUCCUGUCAUUGCCAAGUCAGACACACUCACUCUUGAUGAGAAAACUGAAUUUAAACAGAGGGUGAGGAAGGAGCUGGAAGCGUGUGGGAUUGAGUGUUAUCCGCAGAAGGAGUUUGAUGAAGACAUGGAGGAUAAGAGUGACAAUGAUAAGAUCAGGGAGGCAAUGCCCUUUGCUGUGGUAGGAAGUGAUAAAGAGUACCAGGUCAAUGGCAAACGAGUUUUGGGCAGGAAGACAGCCUGGGGAGUGGUGGAGGUUGAAAACCCAAAUCACUGCGAAUUCUCCUUACUUCGUGAUUUCAUGAUUAGGUCUCACCUCCAGGACCUGAAGGAGGUCACUCAUAACAUCCACUACGAGACAUACCGUGCCAAGAGGCUCAACGAUAACGGAGGUCUGCAUCCCAUCUCCUCCUCUGGCCAAGACACACAAGAAAGCAACCUGUGAGGAAACAAAUGAGCGGCAUAGUAAGGAUGCGAGAGAAGACGAAGAUUCAUCUUGUAAUAAUUCAGCUGUGCAUGCUCAGAAGAUUUCAUCGCUGUGGAGGUUUUGUCUUUAUACUCCUUUUAACUCUUUGUGGAACUUGUCAUCAAUUCCCCAGUUGCUCACUCCGCUGACUUUAGUGAGCGAGUUUGCUCGUGAUAAUCUUGUUCAGGUCUAAUAUGAUGGCAAAUAGCCUUGUGCACAAGAAUUUGUGAAUGGAAAUUGCCAAGUGUUGGCAUAUCACUUGUUCUGCCCUCUACUGGAACCUCUGUUACCCAUUUGAGCAGUUUUCUAUUGUAAGACGGGAGAUUGCACUGCCACUGCUUUCUGCAGCUAAGUGGGCCUUAUUUAUUAAAACAUUUAGCACACAUAGUACCUACGCCAAUUAAACAUACUCAAGUUAUGAGUAAGCCUACUAAAUUUUAACAUGCAAGUGUUUUAAUAAGUAUUUCAUCUCUUUGGCCCUAUAAGGGUACAGCAGUGUUUCUCUAAGUACUAACUUUUUACCUUUGCUGUGUAGCUCUGCCAAAACAAGACUCUAAAGUGACCACUGAAGUAUAUUCCUACAGAUCAUUCCAAACAAACCAGGAUUUACAGUGGCAAAUGUGUUUAAAUAGCUUUCCAGCAGCCAAUUAAACUUCAGGAAGAAACUGAAAGAGCACUGAUUAAAAACAAUCAGUGCCUUUAACAAAUCAAGAGUUGUAGUUUCAAGGUUUUUCUUCAGUACAUUUUGUAUGGACACCCCAUGUUUGUGUGAAUGAGUAUAAAAAUGGUCAGCUUUCUUAACAUUAUUGCAUAUGGUAAUAGUGAUUUCUGUCUUUUUAUGUGAUGGAAUUUUUAUUUUCAUUUCCCACGUGUGCCAGUAUUUCCAAUUGUGUGUGUAUAUGUGUAAUUACUUCUGCAUUACAUCUCACAAUAUCAUUUCACAGAUUGAUACAUUAUGUAUGGAAGUCAACAGAUAAAUACUGAUCCUAAAUUAGUUCACCAAUCAUUUUUUCAUAUCACAUUUACUUAAUGCUGGUGUGGAAUAAUAAAGCACCUCUGAACAAUAAUUAUGAAACAUUAUUUAUAUUGUAUUUAUGUUUUAUUUAUUAUGAUACUUAUGGUUUAAUUUAAUAAACAUGUUUGCCAUAAUUGCCUAA
Molecule: messenger RNA, 2863 nt
Organism: Labeo rohita (rohu)
Lineage: Eukaryota; Metazoa; Chordata; Actinopteri; Cypriniformes; Cyprinidae
Gene: septin3
Product: septin 3
Exons: 10
Coding region: 600-1685 (361 amino acids)
Biological process (GO): cytoskeleton-dependent cytokinesis
Cellular component (GO): presynaptic cytoskeleton; neuron projection; microtubule cytoskeleton
Molecular function (GO): GTPase activity; molecular adaptor activity; GTP binding
Source: RefSeq, a predicted model, not a curated record